This is a messenger RNA of Pistacia vera, 1700 nucleotides long. RefSeq names its product gibberellin 20 oxidase 1-D-like. Lineage: Eukaryota; Viridiplantae; Streptophyta; Magnoliopsida; Sapindales; Anacardiaceae. Gene Ontology annotation, biological process: gibberellin biosynthetic process; response to light stimulus; unidimensional cell growth. The record is from RefSeq and is a predicted model, not a curated record. Gene Ontology annotation, molecular function: gibberellin 20-oxidase activity. Bases 74 to 1237 code for a protein of 387 amino acids. The transcript is spliced from 3 exons.
UCAAACCAAAACUCUCCUUCUAAGUUCUACUGGUUCAAUUAAGUGAGAAAAGACAGUGCACAUUUAUAUAUUUAUGUCAAUAGAUUGUCGAGUUUCUUCAAGUAGGCCAAUGCCACCUCCUAAUAAUCCUUCUUUGCAGACAACAAAGGAUGAACAUCAGCCUUUUGUUUUUGAUGCAUCAGUUCUUCAAUUUCAAUCCACCAUACCUUCAGAGUUUGUAUGGCCUGACCAUGAGAAACCAAGCCUUGAACCUUCAGAAUUGGUGAUUCCUCCUAUUGACUUGGGGGAUUUCCUCUCUGGAGAACCUCUUGCCAUCUCAAAAACAUCAUGUCUUGUCAAUGAGGCAUGCAAGAAACAUGGAUUCUUUCCGGUCGUAAAUCAUGGUGUUGAUUUAAGCCUCAUAAAAAAGGCUCAUCAGUACAUGGACUUUUUCUUUGGCAUGCAAAUCUCUCAGAAGCAAAAGGUUCAAAGACGGAUUGGAGAACACUGUGGAUAUGCUAGUAGCUUCACUGGUAGGUUCUCUUCUAAACUUCCAUGGAAAGAAACACUUUCUUUUCGAUACUGCGCUGACAAACAGUCCUCAAACAUCGUGGAAGAAUAUUUCUCCAACACAAUGGGCGAAGAUUUCAGGCAAUUCGGAAAGGUGUACCAAGAAUAUUGUGAGGCCGUGAGUAAUCUCUCCCUUGGGAUUAUGGAGUUGUUGGGAACUAGUCUAGGCGUUGGGCGAGCAUACUUUAAGGAAUUCUUUCAAGGAAAUGAUUCGAUAAUGAGACUGAAUUACUAUCCCCCUUGCCAAAAACCUAAUUUGACUCUAGGAACUGGACCUCACUGUGAUCCCACCUCGUUAACAAUCCUUCAUCAGGACCAAGUGGGUGGACUUCAAGUGUUUGUGGAUGGAAAAUGGCAGUCCAUUACUCCUAACCCAGAAGCUUUCGUUGUUAACAUUGGCGACACGUUCAUGGCUCUAUCAAAUGGCAUUUACAAGAGUUGCUUGCAUAGAGCGGUGGUAAAUAAUAAAACUGUGAGGAAAUCUCUUGCUUUCUUUCUAUGUCCAAAGAUGGACAAGGUGGUGACACCCCCAAGCAGUUUGGUUGAUGCUAAUAAUCCAAGGAUGUAUCCGGACUUCGUAUGGCCCAAUUUACUGGAAUUUACGCAGAAAUAUUAUCGAGCCGACAUGAAAACUCUUGAUGCUUUCUCGCACUGGCUUCAUGAUCAGCAGCAAGUAUUAAGAGGAUAAACACAAAAAUUUAAGGGUUAUAUUACCGUUAAUGAGUUAACGUGUUUAUUAAUUAUCUGUUUGAGGACCACAUAUGAAUAUGAAGGGAGAGAUAUAUAAUGUGAAAAGGUAGAGGACUAAGAGGCUUGGUGUUGGUGGUUAUAUUAUCAAUGGUGAAAAUACUAAAAGAAAAGGCAACAGAAACACCAAAAAGAGAGGUCAGUUUCUGUAAUUAUCUGUUAGUGGGUUAGUGUUGGAGAAUCAUAUAUGAAAGAACCAUAUUUAGGAAUAAUUAAAGAGCUGAAUGCAUGGGCUCCAUAGCGGUUCAUAUUUUAAUGCUGUUUUAAUACAAAAAUGGGUACUCGGCGUACUUUUGUUUCUGUCCACCAGCAAAAUUUCUAGGCUCCUCUCCUCUCCCUUUACGUACAAUAUAUUCUGCAUGUAAAGUCUUUUCUUUUACGAAUAUAUAUAUCUAUAAAUUUUA